This is a messenger RNA of Linum trigynum, 3449 nucleotides long. The record is from the annotation of a GenBank genome assembly. Lineage: Eukaryota; Viridiplantae; Streptophyta; Magnoliopsida; Malpighiales; Linaceae.
UCAAUCAACACCACUCAAGAGUACUCAAUACUCAAAAGCCUAAAUAACCCGGGGAAAAAAAAUUUAUGGGGGGCGGAGAGAUCAGUGGAGAAGUGAUCGGGAUAGACCUAGGCACCACCUUCUCAUGCGUCGCCGUCGCUCGAAAGGGCUACGCCGUCAAAAUCAUAACCAACGAUCAAGGCAAUCGAACCACCCCGUCCUAUGUAGCCUUCUCGCCUCCCGCCGCCGGUUAUACCGAGCGUCUCAUCGGCGAAUCCGCCAAGAAUCAGGCUGUACGCAACCCCCGACGAACAAUCUUGGACGUCAAACGUCUCAUCGGGAAAAAGUUCGACGACCCGGAAGUCCAGAACGAUCUCAAGUACUUGCCCUACCCCGUCGUCAACAGGGACGGAAAGCCUUGCGUCGAAGUCGAAGUUAAUGGCGGGCAGCUGAAAACCUUUACCCCGGAAGAAAUGAGCGCCAUGGUGCUGCUGAAAAUGAAGGAGACCGCGGAAUCGUACCUUGGGAAGGAAGUAAUCAACGCCGUGGUCACCGUCCCUGCCUACUUCAACGACUCCCAGAGGCAAGCGACCAAGGACGCUGGCAUCAUCGCUGGGCUCAACGUUGUACGGAUAAUCAACGAGCCGACGGCCGCCGCUCUAGCUUAUGGUGUGAAACAAGAUCCUAACACAAAGAGGAAUAUUCUCGUUUACGAUUUAGGUGGCGGGACGUUCGACGUCAGCGUUUUGGAGAUCAACAACGGCAUAUUUCAGGUACGGGCCACAGGGGGUGACACGCAUCUCGGUGGUCGAGAUUUCGACCAGAAUGUAAUAGAGUACUUUGUCGAUCUGAUUAGGAAGAGGUCCAUGAAAGAUGUUAGUGAAGACCCGAAAGCUAUGGCUAAACUGCGUAGGGAAUGCGAGAGGGCGAAAAAGGUACUGAGCACUCAGACGCAAACUACGGUGGAGAUUGAUUCCCUGAUACAAGGGAUGGACGACUUCUCCGAGCCAUUCACGAGAGCGAUGUUCGAGGAUUUGAAUAUGCAUCUCUUCAAGAGGACACUGGACGUGGUGAAGUCGACGCUGGUCGAUGCAAAACUGGAUAUGGACGAGAUCGACGAGAUUGUGUUGAUUGGGGGUAGCACUAGAAUUCCCCGGGUGAGGGAGAUGUUGAAGAAGGCGUUCGAUGGGAAGGAGCCGAGCAAAGGGAUCAAUCCCGACGAAGCUGUUGCUUAUGGUGCAGCUGUCUAUGGAGCCAGUCUCAAUGGCGACCAAGCCGGUGUUAUUCUAUUUGAUGUCAAUCCCUUGAGCUUGGGGAUCAGAAUCCUAAACAAUCUGAUGCAUGUAGUAGUACCCAGAAAUACUGUCAUUCCUACAAAGAAGUCACGCGCAGGAUUCGUACCCGCCAAACCUGUUCACGGACAGCGAACUAGUGUGUCUAUUCAGAUAUUCCAAGGUGAAAGAGCCCUGACCAAUGACUGCCUUCUGCUCGGAAGUUUUACGUUGACAGGCGUUCCAUCGGGAGGAAGGGGAGAAGGAGAACCAUCUAUUGAGGUGACAUUUGAAGUUGACGCGGAUGGAAUCUUAAGCGUGACGGCCAAGUAUGAAGUAUGGAGCAACCGGCGGCGGGAACUCUAAAACCCUCACCAUAGACAGCUACAAAAGGAAUUUGAAUUCGAGGGAGAUCAAGAGGAUGAUCAGAGAUAACAAAAGGAGACCAUGGUAAAAUGACGAUCUUUGGGUGUUUGAUCUCUAGUACAAACACAAACGACGACAUCAAGAUAACACGGGAACAGAAACUAAAAAUCAAGGGAGAAACUUUGACUGAUGACACACAGUGCUCAAGUUAGGUUACGUGUACAGUUUAAAGCAGGCAAAAUCUGUACUAUCUAGACAGAACCAGCAAAAUGAAGAGAAAUAUAAAGCGAUUACCUGCAAGGGAACGUGUACGGAAUUGGCCGGGGCUAAGCUCCUUUCACCUCUCUGUUACCCGCAUCCUCCCUGGCUACUAAUGUCGUCUUCCCUGUCGGUGCUUGACAUUUCCAGAGAAGGGGGUUGAGGAGACCCACCCCAAGCCGACUUAUUACUCCUUGGCCGCACGGAUGCAAAGGGAACAUAUGGUUAAACCUGCAACACAGAAGAAAAAACCCAUUCACUUUUCAUCCCCCGUGAUGGAUUAAUAGAAGUAUGCAACAUCAAUGGCUAAUAUCAAUGAGAAAUUUUAUGAAAUGCAUUCUGCUCUCUAGCUCUGAAAUCAUCAAUCCCCAGCACUUUUGUCCGUGUGAACUCACAAAUACGCAACUCAGCCUGCUGGAGAUGCUAAACAGUAUGCAGCAAGUUUUCAAGUAGUGAUAUCCCCCGCUAAAAUACAGAGGAUUCGGGAGAAAACAACAAAACUUAUGGGGGUUGUUUGGAUUAGGAAAUUUGAGGAGGGAUUUUGCCACAAUCCCUAGUCAUAAGGAAUUUGGUCACAAUUCUUUGUUUGGAUAGAAAAAUAAAAAUGAGAGAUUUAGGGGAUUAGGAAUUUCGAAAAUCCUACUAUUAGGAAAUUUAAAAUAACUGAUGGACCCCAGGUUUUUUGAAAUCUCUGCUCAUUUUUCCCAAACCUUCCCAAUAUAUCCUUCCUUAUUUUUUGUUAUUCCUUUCUUGCCCUCCCCUGAAUAGACGACCCUCCAGCCACCAUUUCCCAUCUCUCUUUCCCAUCUGCAUCCUUUCUUCCCUCCCGAUACCUGCAAGCAACUAAAAAACCUAGCGACGUCGGCGAUUGCAGCGGAGAUAAACCUCGCGACGUCGGCGACUGCAGCGGAGUUUUACCCGCCCCGAUCUACAGCGACGUCGGCGAUCCCCUUGAAGUGCGUCCGAUCUCCAUCUUCGAUCUCACCAGCUUCGCGUGGGAUCUGUGCUUCGCGCGCACGAGGGUAACAGGGUGGUGAAAUUCAGGGCUCGGCUUCCAGGUUCGUACUCCCUUCCUCCUUUCCCUCCCUAUGCUUGAACCGUUCUGGGUCGGGGCUCUGUUUUCUGGGUUUAUGUGAAUUAAGAGUUUGGGUUGAGGUGCGAAUGAUCUUCUUCCUCAUUUUGUUUGAAUAUAUGAAACUAGGGUUCUAUAUUGGUGUGAACUAAUGAAUCUUCUUCCUCAUUCUGUUUGAUUAAAGGAAACUAGGGUUCUUGAUUUGGGUUUAUGUAAAUAUAUGCUGGUGGUUAGUAUUGGGUUGGCAUUUGGCAAGGAGAAACAGUGGAGAACAAGUCAAUAGAGUAGUUGAUUGCCACCUUAACAGAUCUAAUGAAAAUGGAUGAAAAGUUAGCAAAAAUUUUCUCUUGUUUGCACAUGAGCAACGAGAAAUAGACGUCAAUUGCAGUGACCUGUUGGGUAGUUUUUUGCUUCUAACUUAUGGGCUAAAUCUAUAGGAAAUGUACAAGUUCCCCACACUGCAUACUUCCUGUCCAGCAGUGCAAUGAAUUGCUGUCUUGUUC